Molecule: messenger RNA, 948 nt
Organism: Talaromyces marneffei
Lineage: Eukaryota; Fungi; Ascomycota; Eurotiomycetes; Eurotiales; Trichocomaceae
Exons: 3
Coding region: 1-948 (315 amino acids)
Source: RefSeq, a predicted model, not a curated record
AUGGAGCGGAAUUUCUUCCCCAAACCCUCAACGCCCCGUUCCAGCAAAACCGAGCUCCAAAUCGGCGGCCUCAAGACAUACAUCUACGGCCUGGACCAAGCCCGAGAGCAAGGACACACUGAUCUGGGCGUUUUGUACAUUGCGCAUGGCAGAACACGGUCAUAUCGUGAUAGCGAGCCCUUGGCACACAAAAUACUACAUCAGGUUCGAAGCGAUGCAACGCCCAAAAGAGCGGGGUUGAUUGUUGUUGCGGUUGAUGCACGGAAUCAUGGGGAGAGGAAGCUCAAUGACAUGACGAAUAUGGACUGGACUGAAGGGAAUGAAUCACAUGCACAAGACAUGCUCAGCGUAAUCUCCGGAAGCGCGCACGACUACGAACUCCUCAUAGACUACCUACCCACUUACUUGCCUGAAUUCAACAGAUUCUACAACUUCAUGUCCGGCAUCUCUCUCGGGGGCCACACAUCCUGGCGCGUCGCAACCUCCCCAGUCGCCCAAAGGGGGAAACUCCACGGCGUCGCAAUCAUUAUCGGCUGUCCCAAACUCACAUCUUUGCUGCUGUCCCGUCUGGGAGUGGAUCUCGAAGCUGCGGCGCAGAAAUUCAGUGUCCCCAUUGACCUCAUCUACACAAUCUCAUACGAUAAACUCUCAACAAUCCUAACCGACCAACAACGACAACGCUGGCCGAGGGCCCUCGCCGAAUUGGCCGCGUCCCUGGACCGAGUAACCGAACAAUCCUAUCCGAGGGACAUCCCGACAUACAUUCUAAAUGGGAAAUUAGACCCGCUCGUGCCGGACAAGUUUACGGCGCAGUGGGUAAAGCAGCGUAGGGAAGUAGACAAGUAUGACAAUAUCGAGUACUUUGUGCAGGAGAAUACAGGGCAUACAUGCACGAAUCAGAUGGUGGAUAAUGUUUCGCGGUGGUUGGCGGGGUUGCUUAAGCAGUAG